Molecule: messenger RNA, 594 nt
Organism: Sphenostylis stenocarpa
Lineage: Eukaryota; Viridiplantae; Streptophyta; Magnoliopsida; Fabales; Fabaceae
Source: the annotation of a GenBank genome assembly
AUGAGAACUCAAAUCUCACCGUCACGGGAAGAGCUCAGAGGACUGUGUUUCUUCGGAGACCCAUGCAAUGUUGCAAACUCACUUGCAAUAUGGAGAGCAUGGGAGAGACCAGUCUACAUGGGAGAUAGAGAGCUAGGCAAAGCUCGAGUGGUUGUCUCUAGUGACUACGAGGAAUGGAGGAUAAGUAGAGGGAUGACAGAAAUCAUGGGAGCCCAGAUGAGGGCCCUUGAGGAGAAAGAACAAGAAUCUAUCCUUACCAUUGAUGGUCUGCAAAGGCAAUGCAAGAAGAAGGACCAAGAGAUAGAGCACCUCAAGGACAAAUGUGUUGACUUUAACGAGGAGACGACCAAGAUGAUGCAACAAGAUCUCGCGAGGACUUGGUCUGAAGCGCAUUGGAGGUGGGAGACCACCCAGAGAAUUAACAGAAACCUUGCUGAGCUAUUCUGCAAAGAGAGAGACAGAUUAGCUCACUACAGUCAAGUUCUGCAAGAGAGAGAUCGAGCCAUCGAGAAGCUCGACAACUUACAAACCUUGGUCGUCCAUCAAGAGGCAAAAAUAAAAGAGGCUCAAAAGUACAAUGAAGAUAUGAGCUAG